GACGCCGACUGAUCUUUAUGUAGGUGAUGGAUCGAUAUUGGACUUCUGUUGGAUCUUUCUCCGAAGUUCUCUCAGGCCUCGGACAAGUGUAGAACCAAUGAAUAUGUUGUACAGGUGGGUAUCAUAUCAAAACUUUUUCAUGACGAUUUCGCUUGCCGCCCCAGUCGUAGCUAUGAACCUUGACGAACGGCAGAGCAUAUAUCCAAACAUUGCACCGCUGAUUCUAUCGUUGCCACUUUCUUUACAACAAUUUGAUGUUUACGGCUUAUCUCACAGGGUUAAAUUUACCAUGAAUGCGUCCGCCCACGGUGUCGGAGCUAUAGGCCGCUAUGGCGAGGAAAGGAAACCGAGAAUUUGAAUAAGGGUCUCCUGUGCCUUGGUUGUUGACCUUCAGAUCUUAACAACAAAGGUACAUACGCUUUUUGUUUUUCGUUCACGCUGUCUUUUCUC
Molecule: messenger RNA, 450 nt
Organism: Suillus fuscotomentosus
Lineage: Eukaryota; Fungi; Basidiomycota; Agaricomycetes; Boletales; Suillaceae
Exons: 1
Coding region: 98-358 (86 amino acids)
Source: RefSeq, a predicted model, not a curated record